AUGUGUCGUGGUUGGGCGGGUCUGGUGGUGAUGGUGGAAAACAGACACACGGACAAGUGGAUCCACGUGAAGUGCGACUGCCAGGAGAGUUACAACGUGGUCUCCACGCGAGGGGAGCUGAAGACGAUAGACUCGGUGCCGCCUUUGCACAGACAAGUGAUAAUAGUGCUGACCCAGUUAGAAGGCAGCGGCGGGUUCUCCAUAGCGCACCGCCUCACGCACCGGCUGGCCGCGGGCGGGCGGCUGCAGGACUGGGCGCCGCGGGAUGAUGAGCCGCAUCAUCACCCACAUCACCGCCCUCCCAUCGCGAGGCGGCUGUUGGGACUGCAUGCGCCGCGGCUAAUAACGUAGAGCUCGUCUGCUACCGUCCGCAUAGAGUCAACCCAGAUAGAGCUGGACUCGUUACAACCUUGAACCGCCCAUACCUCGCCUAGUGUCACCGAGAGCUUCCGCCCACCUCUAUAGCUCAUCGGGAUUGUGUGGAGCCGCAUCACCAGCACCAUCGCUCGCCUUUUGCGGGAAGAUUAUUGAGUCACGCCACGGCUCUACAUAGUGCAACAGCUCUAUCUCUAUAUAGAUAGAGAUAUGAUGAGAACAUAACCUCAAUCUCGUGUAGAGCUAUGUAGAGCAGGCCGUUUGAGCCGCACACGCCUCAGCUUAACAAAUAGAGCUGAUUGAACCCAAAUUAGCUCAAAGGAACGUCACAGACAGCUCACAUAUCGCCUCCAUUCUGCUAGGCGGGAAGUGAGAGCUGCACCAACUACAUGGGGUUAGGAGUGCCACGGCUUAUGCUAGUAUAGAGACGUGUUAUACGGAACUGGCUACCAAUACAAUACAAAUAUAUUAAUUUGACAUAAUCUCAUAAGUUAUUAUUGAAAGUAAAAAAAAAUGACUAACUAAAUGUGAAAAGGAAAAUUUUUGAAUUAAACUGUGGUUUUGUUCGUCGAAGUAGGCCAGAAUUUUUGUUCUUUAAUAAAAUUGAUAAAUCAAAUUGUAUACUUUGAAACACAUUAAAUUAAUUUUAACAUAAACGUAAUAGGGAGGAUUUUGUCGACAUAAUUUGACAACCUUUGAUACCAGUGACUUACUCUUAAAGUAUAAUAAUAAAGACCUUAUACUCUAAAGAAUAAAGUUCAAAUUAAAAAAUGAACUCUGAUAUGACUUUGCAAUAAAAGUGACAGUUUAAUAUUAAGAUAUAUCUUUAAGGAACAUAGACAGAUAAUAAUGUAUAGAACGUUCUCUUCAGAUGUGAAUUAGUUGGAACGUGAUAGAGAUACCGUAUUCGUUGACGUUAGAAAGGGACAGGUAUACGAGCGCUUGUCGUCUCUAGUAUUCGUCAAUUCGGCCAUAUCUGUUUUCUGUCUAUGGUUCAAACGAUAGAUUUGUCUUAGGAUAUGACGAUUGGAAUUUUAUGAAUUUUUCUACGAACUAAUAAAAUGGUGCAAAAUGCUUAGUGUGUCGAGUUUUAGUACUUUUCGUGUGAAAUCUAUUCCGAUGAAGCAGCAUCAUUGUAUAAAGUCGCAGUGAUUAUAGAGUAGCUUAGAUAAGACUGCACUCAAGUGUAUAAAGUAGGUGUGUUCAUGGUUAAUUGUUUAUAUAUAGUGAGAAUAGCGUAAGAGACGGUGAUGAAAAAUAUCAUCAUCAUAACGUAAGGUUAGGUAGCUUAUUAUCGCUUGGCGUUCGCUAAAUGACGCGGUGUUUUGAAUGUUUUUCAAUUGUUGAAAUUUUAUUUACUUUGUUUUUUUGUUGAUAUUUUUUCUUGCCUGGAAUUUUAAGAGUAACGAAUCCAUGACAUUUUGUAAGUACCCGUUUUUAGUUGUGAUAGAAAUUUUAAAAGACAUUUAUUAAGUGUAGUCAGUAUUGUAAUUUAAUUGUUUUUCAUUAUUUAUCAUGAAAGUUAAAAAUCGGUCAAGUGCGAGUCGGACUCGCGACGCUGAGGGUUCCGUAAAUAUAAAUUCAUGCGAUACAGCCUGGUGACAGAUGGAAGGACAGACGGACGGACGGACGGACAGCGAAGUCUUAGUAAUAGGGUCACGGUGCACCUUUUUGGGUACGGAACUCGGAAAAUUAAAUUAGAUUCUUGGUUCCAUAACAUUGUAAUGCUACAUUUAUCAACGUCUUUGGUAAUUUUUAUGAAAGAAAGACACAUCUUAUUAGCUUUUUCUUUUGAAUAUUUGUACCAGUAUUCAAAAUUAUUUAACGAGUUUUAUCUUGAGGAUUUUUGAUUUUAGCAAGGACUGUUACAUUUAUACAUUAAAAAAAAUCAAAAAGGCAUUUUAGAUUCUAAUUCUCUUUGUAAGUUUCAAGUGAACGUUAGGAAUUCUAGCGGUCGUGUGAUGUUUCUGUGUUUGAGUAUUUUUUUAUUUUGUACUUAUGUUUAAAUUUUAUUUAAAUCUACUUUAAGUGUGAAAAUCGUUAAGUUUAUUUUAUAAGUGUAUCAAAUCAUGUAAACGCGUACUAGUGCUCUGUAAUUGGUCUAAAAUUGGCGUUAAUUUUUCUAAAAGUAUCCAUACACUUACCUAUGUAACAAGUUCGAGCAAAGCUAUAAAAGAGCGUGGAGGCCUGCCUAGUUAUCACAAACUGGAGUCUAUAGUUUUUCCCCAUACAUGGCCAGUAGAAAUCUAGACUUAUACCCUUGGCCUAUCUACCUGUAGGAAACAUGUCCCUUGGCUGAUAUAAGCACUGCCAUCUUCGUAUUCAUCCGCAAAUUUAUAAUGAAUUAACUAAAAUGUAUAACGAACCUAUCACUCACUUAGUGCUUAAGUUUGUACUUUUUUAUCUUAUGCAUUUUGUAGAAUAAGACUCGAGUGAAAAAUACGCGUUUUCGUGAUUUGAACUUUAAUACAAUGGAUCUAACAUUCUAUUUUGAAAUACUCAUUAUUGUAGUAUUGUUAUAAUUUUUUUGACACGUAUUAUAUCAUUCUUGCCAAUGUUAUUAGCGUACAACGAUUUGUUUAUUUACAACAUCUCUGAGGCCUAUUCGGUGUGCAAUAUUCUUUAUAAAUGUAUAUUUUAUUUGGCGGUACAUAUUCGGGCAUGGUAGGCAUUAUAAUGUACGAAUAGUGAUUGGUUGAAAUCGCAUAACGCUCAUUGGUUAAAAAAUUCGCGCCUUUUUAAAUGUAUAGUAAAUGCCCUUCUAUGUACCGAUAGCACAAUAAUCGCACAUAAUAUUUAAAUUAUUUAAUAUAGACGUAAUGAAUAGAUUGACAUAUUGAAUAAGUCAAACAAUUUUGUAACUUAUUUUUAUGUGGGUAGUUACUAUAUUAGCGCGUGUAGAUGAAGGCACAAUCACUGUAAAAAGCCAUUCUUGUUCACGUACUUGCCAAAGGUGGUAAGGUAAGACGAUUUUUAUAUAGAUGGCGCUGAAUACAAAAGCUAAAUUUUAUAUAAUGCUCAUAAAUAUGAUACUAGAACCCUUAUUUUUUUAACAAUAACAUACUUUUCAUUAUUUUAACGAUGAAGUUAAUAGAUUCGCUUAUUUUAAAAUUAGCUAGUGUUAUACGAUGUAACGAUAGAUGUAAAUCUCUGAAUUAUUCGAAGAUUUUUUGAAAUUUAGUAUUUGAGGGUAAUCAUAGAAAUAUGUAAUAUUAUGACGCAACGUUGUUUAAUACCAAUUUUUGCUCCCACAAAAACGUUUAUGGACUCCCAAUAUAUUGUAUACCACCUUAGACAUGAACGAAGACAUUCAUUAAAAGUUGGCGUACAUUAGAACGCAUCGUCACACUAAUGAAAAUAUCACGUUAAAAUUGUCUUAAGGGCCUCUGCGUUUUGGACCUGUGUCCCAUGUAAGCCCUCCAAAGGACCGGGUAUCUUCUGGUGCCCGUUAAUAGACAGUCGCCUGUUUUGCGUUUACAGAAAAUGAAGGUCAAAUCGGAAACUAUCCCAGCUCCUCCAUGGAGAACCUAACCGCAACACUAAUAUAAUAUUGGCAUUUGAAACUUAGCAUUACAAUUAUGGUUGAAUGUUGACUACUUUUAUGAGAUAAUAGUUACAUAUAAUGAUCCUUGAGGAUAGUAGGGACAUUAUCAAAACAGAAGUGUAUGUUGGGGCACCUAUAGUGAAAUGCUAAAUGGAAAUAGAGUUUCAUUAAGAGCAUCCUCAACAAUCAUCAAUAGAACAUGCAGUGCCAGAAUUGUCAUUGUGGACUAAAAGCGCUCUAUGUGUUUAAUUGCUAUAUUUCUGAAUUUUUAUUCUUAAAUAAGAUAGCUAUUUGAAGUAAUGUCCCGGAAUGCAUCGGUGCCGACACCCUUCAUUUCAGAGAUAAUCCUACUAAUAUUAUAAAUGCGAAAGUUUGUAAGGAUGUGUGUGUGUUUGUUGCUCUUUCACGCAAAGACUACUGAACCGAUUGCAACGAAAUUUGGUACAUAGACAGCUGGACAACUGGAAUAACAUAUACGCAACUUUUUAUCCCGAUAUUUCUACGGAAUACGGGAUGCGGGUGAAACCGCGGGCGCAGAUAGUAAUUUAUAUUGCUUAACACAUGGUAUGCAAAGAUGAGUUGGUGACGCUAUAACUGUCAUUCCCACAUAGACCUCAUAACAAUUUUCUUCCUCAUGUAAAGGAAAAGCGAACUGCAUCUGUAUUUAGAUUCACAGCAUGUCUCGAAUGAUGUAGCGUUGGCUAAUGUACGCCAAGCAUUACGUAGCACGUAGUACGAGCGAAUUGUUAUACUUUUGUAAACACGUGUUCGAUUUUCUGAGUUAUUUUUGUCUCACGUUAAUAUAAAAAUAAGGGAUAACUGUCGUGCCAUAGCGUAUGCCUUCGCUUUGUUGGUACUUGUCAAUUUUAAUAAUAAAUAAAUAAAUCGUCCGGUCAGUCAGUAAGGCCGAGGUGAAGCCAGCAAAGCAAGGAAGAUUUUUCUACUCGAAUGUUUUGAUAUCACCGUUUUGAUUUGACUUUUUCGAUGUAAGUUGUUUUGUAGUGUUAUGACGCUUAUUUUAUGUGUUAGAUAAUACAUGAAUGCAUGUUAUAUUGUAUAAGGGAAUAAAAUUAUUUAAAUUUGAA
Messenger RNA from Zerene cesonia (dogface butterfly), 5004 nucleotides. Its product is annotated as calpain-D-like. NCBI's taxonomy places the organism in Eukaryota, Metazoa, Arthropoda, Insecta, Lepidoptera, Pieridae. Bases 1 to 351 code for a protein of 116 amino acids. The record is from RefSeq and is a predicted model, not a curated record. The transcript has 3 exons.